GAGAGGGUGUUUAGUCCGCGUGUCGUUGACAGCAGCGGCGACCAGCAGGCCGAGUCAGACGACGCUCGACAGUCGAAGCCGGCCUCUCGGCGUACGAGUAUCGAAAGAAUCGCGAGAGUUCGAUGUUUCUCGCGGCGUGAACUUUAAGUCACCUGUCAACGACGCGUCGCGUAUCACCGGCUCACGGGACGUUCUCAUGCGGGUUUUUUUCCCCCAGUGCGCCGUGGUUAAGAACACGAAGAGGUUUUCACCCCGUUUGGUGCGGUACAACCGUGUGUAUCCGUUCGCCGACACGUUUCCGUUCGCGUGUGACCAGUGUGCAGAAGUGUGUGAAUGCUACGGCGAAAGCGUUGCCCGUCAAGAUUACUGCGAGGACGUUCCCCCUGGCCGAUUAACUGUUAGAAUCGAACCGCCUUGGAACCUCUGCCUCCGUCUACAAAACGAGUCAUCGAGGUGUGAGUGUCUACGCGAGUAACGGUUUUCCGGCUCGAUUCCCGAAACUUUCACGGUUAUUCGCCUGAGCCCGACGACUUCGUGAGAGAUUGUCUUCUGGUAUAGAAAACGAGAGCUGAUGAAUGGCGAACGGAAGUCGAUCAUCUAAGUGAAUCGGAAGCUGUGAACCGAGGACGUUCUCACGGCUCGAAGAAUAAAGAACUCCUGCCAAUAUUUGCGUGGGCUUGCAAAGGGAAUAUUUGCGGACGCGGACAUGCGGUGACACAGAAGACGUUGGAUCCACAAGAUACAUAUCAAUUCAUAUCAUUUCUCACCGAAUCGAAAGUUACUCGCGCCAGGCUAAUCGCAGACCGAUUGGAAAUGAGCGUCCAACGAUGAUCCAGUCCGUAUCGAGUCGUACCGAGUGUCGAUCGCGUGGGAUCGAAAACGACUCUGCGAGAGGAUCGUGAACCGUUCUACAUACUCGGUGGACCGCGCGAAAUUUCAAAGAGACGAGGACCAGAGGGACGAAGUAAGAGGAUGUUGCUGAGGUAACACGAUAUCCCGAGCCGGCUGAAAACGAUAAGUUAAUCGAACCGUGCUCGAAAGGGAGGAUACAGGGUGACGGAGACCAAGAGGAUUCGGGUGAACGAGGACCCGGACGAGUGUAAAAAAUGGGUUUCCCCAGGAGGAGAUCCCUGUGGCUGAAGGUGGCCGUCCUGGUCACGGCGGUUUGGGCCACCGUAUGCUUUCUGCUUUACACGGAGGAUCGCGCCAACGCCGCUGUACAGGGAUUGGCCCCCUCUGGCGUCGCGGCGCCCCAAAUGGCCAACGGAUUCGUGCCUGCAGCCGCAGCCCUGAGGAAAGAGACGCCGUUCAACGGGCAGCCCAAGCAGUCCAAGGUUGUCCAGGCUGGUCCGGAGCAAGGAGGUGGUGUGCUCGCUGCUCCGCGAGAACAGGACUCCAGCGCGCCGGGCGAAAAUGGGAGGCCCGUGAUUUUACCGACAAAUAUGACUGCCGAAAUGAAAAAACUGGUCGACGACGGAUGGCUCAACAACGCGUUCAAUCAGUACGUCAGCGACCUGAUAUCCGUUCACAGAACACUGCCAGACCCGCGUGAUCCAUGGUGCAAAGAACCGGGAAGAUACAUGAAAGAACUUCCCCCAACGGCGGUGAUAAUUUGCUUCCACAACGAGGCAUGGUCAGUAUUGUUGAGGACUGUCCAUUCCGUAUUGGAUAGAUCGCCGGUACACCUGAUCCAGGAAAUCAUCUUGGUCGAUGACUAUUCCGACAUGCCGCACCUUCAGCGUCAGCUCGAGGACUACAUGAUGAACUAUCCCAAGGUGCAAAUAAUCAGGGCUCAAAAACGCGAGGGUCUGAUCAGAGCUCGUUUAUUGGGGGCUGCGGCCGCGAAAGCCCCUGUUCUGACAUAUUUGGACAGCCAUUGCGAGUGCACCGAGGGUUGGUUGGAACCGCUUCUCGAUCGGAUCGCUCGCGAUUCGACAACAGUCGUCUGCCCUGUGAUCGACGUCAUAGACGACACUACGCUGGAAUAUCACUGGAGGGAUUCCGGCGGCGUGAACGUGGGUGGAUUCGAUUGGAAUCUCCAGUUCAACUGGCAUGCGGUUCCGGAUAGGGAGAAAAAGAGGCACAAGAAUCCUGCGGAGCCCGUGUGGUCGCCGACGAUGGCUGGUGGCCUCUUCUCGAUAGAUCGAGCAUUCUUCGAGCGCCUCGGCACGUACGACAGUGGUUUCGACAUUUGGGGUGGCGAAAAUCUCGAGCUCUCGUUCAAGACUUGGAUGUGCGGAGGUACCCUGGAAAUCGUGCCGUGCUCGCACGUGGGCCACAUCUUCCGGAAACGUUCGCCGUACAAGUGGCGCAGCGGCGUGAACGUGCUCAAGAGGAACAGCAUAAGGCUGAGCGAAGUGUGGUUGGACGAGUACGCCAAGUACUACUACCAGAGGAUAGGUCACGACAAGGGCAACUACGGGGACGUGUCGGACCGGAGGGCCCUGAGGAAGAAGCUGGGCUGCAAGUCGUUCAAAUGGUACCUCGACAACGUUUACCCGGAGCUGUUCAUACCUGGCGAGGCCGUGGCUUCCGGCGAGGUUCGUAAUCUCGGAGAGGGGGGCAACACCUGUCUGGAUUCGCCAGCACGCAAGGCAGACUUGCACAAACCGGCUGGCCUCUACCCCUGCCAUCGACAGGGAGGAAAUCAGUACUGGAUGUUGAGCAAGACCGGCGAGAUCCGUCGAGACGAGUCGUGCUUGGAUUACAGCGGCACUGAUGUCGUCCUCUAUCCUUGUCACGGUAGCAAAGGGAAUCAACAAUGGAUUUAUAAUCCCCAGACGAAGCAGAUCAGACACGGUAGCAGUGACAAGUGUCUAGCGAUCACCGAGAGCAAACAGCGUCUGAUAAUGGAGGAGUGUUCACCGAACGCCGCGAGACAGAGGUGGUCCUUCGAGAACUACGACCCCUCGAAGCUGUGAUAUCGCGCCUUUUCACGUCGACAGUCGAGAAAUACCGGUCGAAGGUUCGACCAUGCCGGUACUUGGAUGUCUGGGCCACGGUAUUCCGUCGCCAAGACCCGUUUCGGCAGAUAGAUUCUGUGGUUUCGGGGCCUGGGCGCCUCGAAACUCCGUCGACCAGACGCUCAAGAUCGACUGCGUGGCAGAAGGGACGCGAGAUUUCCCCCGUGAAAUCGAGACGAGCCCUUUGGAAACGAGGCUUCGGUGCGUAGGAGGCAACGAUCCACUCGCCGAGAUCGUCAGCUAUAAUUUCUAAUUAGAGAACAGACGAAGUGCAAUAGAUAUUAUCGACUUAAGGGUGAACGAAGAGGGACAUUCCCUUCGACGAAACGCUGUAACUGAUGUACAAUGAGAGACGGGGACGGUCCGUGAGCGCGUCGGGGGCCCGUUUUCAGUUUAGGAAACGCUUUCGCUGGCAUUGAAGGAAUUUUGAAAGGUUUCCGCGAGAAAGACACGCGACACUGGAAUUUUAAUAGUUUCCUUGAAUAUUUUACGAGGCCACGAAACAGUUUUUUUAACUUUGUUAUUCGUUAACAGAAUCCAAGUUCGUUUGUUGGAUAGUUAGGUGCUUAUGAGUUGAAUCCGUUACGUUUUAAAACAUUAAUUACGUGCAAUGGGUAUGAGAGAGCGUCGCGCAUCUUUGCGAAGUACUUACUAAUCGAAACGAGGUUUUAACGACUAAUUGCGUAGUUUAAGGCAAUAAUUAGGACGCGAGAGAAUGCGCCGAUGCGUCAAUGACAGCGAAACGCGUGUCAGCAGGAUGUAUUAUUUAGAUUUUAUUCGGGACAGACGGGCGAAUGCGAUCGGUAUCGACCUCCGCGAAAUCCUCGAUCGUCGCGUUCGUCCGUUGGCGAACGUUUUAUGGAGAAUCGAGCGAUCCGUGUGCGAGUUGCUUAUGGCGAGUGCCAUCUCGGAGACAACGAGGCGUUUGGGGCUGCCUGGAAAAUCAAAGAAUCGUUGAUCGAUAACUUAAAACAAUUUCAUUCUAUAAUUAAUGCUCAAUCGUAUGAUUGAAAAAAUUUUUACCUUCUGCUUAAAUCGAAAAUAAGACAUAUGCUACAAGAUCGACGGAGUCCUAGAUAGAUCCUAUUAUCCCCGCACAUCGUAGGAUCAAGUUACAGGUAAUUUUCAAAAUUGUACAUUACAAACUCGACCAAGAAAGGAAGGAGACCGUAGAGUAGAAUCGAUCGACGACUCGAUGAUCGUCCCGUUGUCUCUCAGUCGUAUUCUCCGCGCUUACGGUAGUAUCUUACAUUCCAAUUCGGACGCGAGCAACGUCGUCGACGAUUCCAAGUUCGCGCUCGACGAACGAAUCUUUCUUUUUUUUUUCUAAUUUAGCUCGUACGUAGUGCGUAGAGACGGAGAACGGACGAGUGAAGGUACACAUUCCGGAUACGGUGUAGGAAGACUUUUGUACAUUCGUGUAAAGUAUCUCGAUGCCAGUUUAGAUACCGCCUAAAGUAAGAUUCCGAAUGUAUGUGAGAGAGUAAAUAAUUUGCAGAAUGCGGUGGCGUUGAGUCGCGAGUUCUCGAGGAGUGUUAAACGCGACCCUUUGGUGUCUAAUAUUCUUCCGAUCGAUUCGCGAAGUUGUCGAGGAAACGGUGAAUAAAAUUAGUCGAGUUACGUUACCAUAGACGUACUCAACCAUGGUCCGGAGCAGAAUCGAUUUCCCGCCCUGGCGAUGGAAGUGACAUCUAGUUUUUAUUCGUUAAAUGUUGGAGGUACGGUUAUCUACGGUCGGAACGAAAUCAACUGGUCGUUCAAGGCCACUGUCGCCGUUCAAUACCCUCACCACCCUGUCUAUCGAAUCAAUAGGCAAGUUUGGACGACGCAAGGGUGGGGACGGGCGACCUUGAGCGAUCAAUCGAGUCCGAUCCACUUGCAAUCCCAACUUCUGCCAAGAUCUUUUGUACGUUUCUCCCUGCAAUUGUUUUAUAAUCGCACAGCUGCGUUACCAGGACGGGAAAUCGAAAAUUCCUCAGACAAUAUCGUUAAUUAAUUGUUGUAAACACCGAGUGUCCUCAAAUUUGACAUCUUUUUGGGUUUCAGAAGUAAACUACUUAUGGGAAUGAAUUUGAACAAAUGGAAGAAUGUUAUCAACUUGAUUUAACUUCAAUCGUUUAUAGUUCUGUGUGUGAUUUCAUGUUUUCAAUAUGGCCGCCAAAAAGUCUAGAAAAAUCAAUCGUUGCAUUUUGAUGCAAAGCCAAUAGUAGUUUCCCAAAAACGAGACGACUUCCGAGUUCCAUUCGACGCGAAAGCACACAAUGCUUCUAACCUUUGCCCUGCCAGCGGACACCAAAGGCUCGAGAACCGUGAUUUCAUGGAGCAACCCUAAUCUGCAGAUGUCUGUGCGUGCCAACGAAACCGUGAAUGCGGCUGCUAGUGCGUGGACGAUUGUAUGAUAUUCAAACUCUUCUCGACCGUCACCGAUCACCAUCGCGAAUCAUUUGUCCCGCGUCGCGCACGCCGACUUUAUCGCAACACUUCACAUAUCUGUAAUAAAAUAUCAUCGAAGAUUCGUGUAAUCGAGGAACGAGAAGAUUCAAUGUCUCGUGCCAUCUUUUCCAAAAAAUCGAGACAAUAUCGUAAGCUUGAAGUCUGAGGAUUGUUAAUCAACGCCAGAACCUGAAAUCGAUUCAAUAUACGAUUUCCUGAGCUUCGUUGGCAGCUGAAAGAAAUCCUUCCAAAGGAAUACUCGUAUUACCAGGGUUGAUUGAGUACACCCCUCAGAAGAGACAUUUUAUUUAAUUAAUAAAUGAAUAUAAACAUCAUAUCAAACAGGUAUUCGCGUAAGCUUGUAUUCGUUCAACUUGAAAUUUUAUAUUCGUAAUUUAGAUUAUGUUCUCAUCGAGCAAAUAACAUAUCAAAAGUUGUUUACCUUUUAUUCGUCGUUUGAAAUUGUGAUCUAGGUGAGAAUGUUGAAUUUUUCUCAGCUGCCAAUGCGAAAGGAACAAGCAUUCUUCGAAACUUCACGAUGAACAUUUAAUUACAGUUCGAUCAAAUUCAAUUGAAUGCUCGAGGCCACUUUGUCGACUAUGAAUCGGGUUUUACACGGCGUAUAAGAGAAUAUGGUAGGUAGAGUAGGGGUGGAUGAGUGGCACGGUGGGAACUGUGGCCUUGAGCGAUCAAUUAAAAGGGUAGUUUGGCCCAGAAAAUAGAAAUUUAGACUUUGUUUACAUACUAACACUUUGAUAGCCGCUGUCACGUGUACGUGAUUUUAUUUAUUGAGUUUAUUCAGAUUCGAAUCUUACGUCGUGUGUUCAUUAUGGUAUCUCCGUGUUUAUAGUUCCUUCUAGUAAUAUUCCUAGUUCCUAACUUUGGUCCACGAACAGUCAGUUCAGGAAUUCUUGGUUCACGUAGAUUCGUAAUUCAGAAAUAAUUUUUAAUAAAAAUCCUGAAGAAAGAACAGAUACUGAUAUCCUCGCCGAUAUUUACAACGAACUAUACGAAUUAAUAAAAUUAAUAUUUACACGUUUAACGGGUGGUAAAAUUAUGUAGAGCUACAAUGCGAAUGUUUAUAAGCUGUUCGAUUUAAAAUUUCCAAAGAUUCUCUCGAUGGCAGACAAUAAUAGUCUUUCUGUGAAACGUGCGACCAUCAAAGUGUUAAGUGUUCAAAUUUUGUACGAAUGUCUGUGUAUAGUUUAAGUAUUUUUUGAAAUUUUCUCAAGCAAUGUUCAUUCUCGAGUUACUAAAGUAGUGGAAUACUUAUAAAAGUUUCAAACUGAAGUUGAAGUCCCAUAAUUUUGCAAACUUUUCGAAUAUUAAUGAUUUGUCAUUACAUAUACCCGACAUUUCGAGAUUAUUGCAAAGAAAUAUUAAUUUACGAACGAUUCUAGACCAAACUACACCCUUAGUUUCAUUCUGAUUUCAGCGACAUUCAUUCGAAACUUUGAAUCGCAGUUUUGCGCGUUUCCUUAGACACUUCCGGAUAGAAAUAAAAGCGGAAGAAGGACACGCGCGAUCGAAGACUUCAUUAACGAAUAAUUGAACGGAAACGGAGAACAUGCAUAUAGAUUUUAAGAUGGCGUAAGAUUCUUUUCUUCGAAUUACCGAUGAACGGACGAAUGGAAUUCAACGAGAACGUUUAUACAGAUAGAUAUAUACAUAUAUUAUAAAUAUAUAUAUAUAUUAUAUAUACGACAUUUUCUACAUUUGGUAAGGAUGUUGCAUAUCGUAAGAUGGGGGAGAUACAAUGAUGAUAAGAGAUGUAACGGACAG
This is a messenger RNA of Colletes gigas, 7178 nucleotides long. RefSeq names its product putative polypeptide N-acetylgalactosaminyltransferase 9 (gene Pgant9). Lineage: Eukaryota; Metazoa; Arthropoda; Insecta; Hymenoptera; Colletidae. The record is from RefSeq and is a predicted model, not a curated record. Gene Ontology annotation, cellular component: Golgi apparatus. The transcript is spliced from 14 exons. Bases 1107 to 2921 code for a protein of 604 amino acids.